Nezara viridula (southern green stink bug) is the source of this 2874-nucleotide messenger RNA. Lineage: Eukaryota; Metazoa; Arthropoda; Insecta; Hemiptera; Pentatomidae. The record is from the annotation of a GenBank genome assembly.
UCUCUCUAUCGUUUAGGCACAAUCUUCUUUUCGAUUCUAUCGAUUCUUACAUUUGAAUUUUAUCAAGUCAACGGUAGCCAAAUUUCAAACUCCAAAAUUUGAUGGUAAAGUUGAUGUAUUAACUCGGAAUGAUUCUUGAUUCUAUUAUGUGGAUAAAGGAAAUCAGAGAUUCGAAAUUUCCCUAUGCUGUUAAUAAUGACGUCGAAGCUGAUAAUAUUUUGUUUAAGAACUCUCCUGAAAGAUUGGUUUUAUUGAAAUGGAUUUAUACCCUGACAAGUGGGUUUUUAAAUGAUAUUCCACCUGGAGAGCUGGCAGAUUAUUUUCUCAACAUUGGUAUUGUAGAGGGUGACUCUUUCGAAUUUGUUGAAGGUAAGAGCCCAAAACAUCAUCAAAAGAAAGUUUGGAGUAAUUUGUUUCGUUUUGCAAAAAUGAUGAAAUAUUCACCUGAAAUCAGCCAACGCUUCACUGAAAAGUAUUGUGACAUAAUGCCUUUAUCUUGUGUAUUAGCUGAUGAGCAUCCAUCAACAUCAACAAAAACAGAAUCAUCGUUAUUUGAGCCUGAGAUUCCUAAUUUCGAUAAUAUUAUUUGUACACUUGAGGAACAAGUCGCUAAGCCUGUUGUUACCAGCUCUGAAGAAAAUAAGAUAGUAUUAUGUAAGUUGAAAGAGUACUUGAACAGAUUAAGUCUUAUCAAUGGAAAAAUAAGUUCACCUGAAUCAUUGAAUGUUAUUAAAGAUCAAUAUGAAUUUGGACAUCAUACUGCUGAUCUCUAUAAAAAUAUGCAAACUCUCGAAAAUGUUUUGAUGUCAAGCGGCAAUGUCAUUUCUUCCAUGAGGCAGCUAGAGAAAACAUUAGAUGAUCGUUUAUCAAAGAGUGAAGAUACCCUGGAAUUUGUUUCUAAACUCAAGAAAUUCAGUUGACAUUUUCAAUGAUCAAAAAGGUGUUAUAUAUAUUUGUAAAUAAUUUAUAAAUGUAAAUAAGUUAUCAUGUGUACGUGUGUAUGUAUUAUUUAAUCUUCAAUAAUUUUGUGUUACAAUUAAAGUUUUCUUAUCAUAUCAAUUUUGACAAUAAUAAUGUUAAACAUAUUUUUGGUACUCCAUAAAUAGCCGGUCGGGUCUGACUGCUAUCUGCCAAUGUUUAUAACCUUAACACUGAUAAUUCUGAUAAGUCACUGAUAAUUCCUAUCCUGGUAUUUAUUGUAUUAUAUUCAUAUUAUUGAAAUUGAAAACAAAAACAAAUAUAAUAAUAAAAAAAUAUAUAUAUUAAGUAGAUGACAUAUAUAAUUCCUAUAAAUAUUAAAAAGACGAAAAGAAAUGUAAUAAUAACAAAACAAUUAUUCCAGCUUCUUGAAAAUAUUUGAUAGCCUCUUCUUCUGUAGACCGCAAUUCUCACAAUAUAAUAUAAUUUGACACAUCUAUAAUUUGACGAAAAUCACAUUAAUGGAACAAAAAUAAACGAUGAAAUAACUCGAGAUAAGAAGAGAGGUUAUGUGAUGAAACUUUAGAUAAUAAGGGAUGUUUCAUCCCGACCGGCUAUUUAAGGAGUACCAUAUUUUUUAACACAUGAAGUUUUUGAAACUUAAAUCUAUGUAAUAUUUAAUCAAAAUUAAAGGCCUUCAUCAGGGCUAUGAUAAAACCAGAUCACAAUAUUAGAAACUAUUAACUUAUGAAAAAAAAAAAAAUUAACAAACAUAUGAAAAAAAUUAAUGACAGUAAUAAUUUAUAAAACAGAGAAAAAAACUAUGAAGUUAUAGAAUGAAAAUAAUAGAUUUAAAUAGAAAAAAUUAUAGGUACUUAUUCAGUAGCGGGUAGCGUCAAAACCUCCCUUCUUAUCUAAUCUCAUUUCAGAUAACCUCCCUUAUCUCAUCUAACCUAAGUUAUUCUGUUCUUUAGUUUUUGUUUCUUGUGCCAGGUGUGAGUUUAUUUAAUUAUGGAUCUUGUCACAUUGUGGGAAUUGCCGUCUUCAGAAGAAGAGGCUAUCAAAUAUUUUCAAGACGCCGGUAUAUUUGAUAAGGUGAAAUAUUGUGAUGAGGGUCAUAAAAUGAAGUUUGACGGGAAGAUUAAAUGGAGAUGCUUUCGUAGGUGUAACAAAAAGGUUUCUAUAAGGAAAGGAACGUGGUUAGAGGGGUCGAGGAUUUCUUUUUUAACGGCUUUAAAAUUCAUUUAUGGGUGGUCCCAUAAUUUAACUACAAUACAGUGGGGGAAAGAGCAGCUCAAACUAUCCAUCGGAACUGUCGUAGCAUGGAACAAAUUUUUAAGAGAAGUUUGUGCCCAUGACAUGUUAUACAGGUCGAAUAAAAAAAUUGGAGGGCCUGGCAAAGUCGUCGAAGUAGACGAGUCUUUUUUCGAAAAGAAAAAAUCAUGUGGGGAGAGUCCUACCUGAGCAAUGGAUGUUUGGCAGAGUUUGCCGAGAAACAGACGAGUGUUUUAUCGUUAAAAUAAACGAUAGAAAAGCAACAACUUUAUUAGAAGCCAUUAAAAACAAUGUAGAAGAGGGAAGCACCAUUUAUUCCGACUGUUGGAAAGGAUACAACACCAAACAACUCAAUGAAGCAAACUACAAUCAUUUUCAGGUGAAUCACAGGUAUAAUUUUGUUGAUUCAUCAAGUGGAGUCCAUACUCAACACAUUGAACGAUUAUGGGGCUCAGCUAAGUGGAGAAAUAAAAAACACAGAGGAAUUGCCAGACAACACCUGGAUUCAUAUUUAUGUGAGUUUUUAUGGCGGUGGGCUCAUAGAGAUCAGGAUCCCUUCCUCGGUAUUUUAAAUACCAUAAAAAUUAUUUUCCCUACCAAAAUAAAAUUUUUCACAUUUUGUUUCUAUCGUUUCUUCAUAAUGUUUGUUUUAUAUGUACAUAUGCUGUUUAAGUAGUUUUU